This is a messenger RNA of Sclerotinia sclerotiorum 1980 UF-70, 882 nucleotides long. RefSeq lists its product as hypothetical. Gene Ontology annotation, cellular component: nucleus. NCBI's taxonomy places the organism in Eukaryota, Fungi, Ascomycota, Leotiomycetes, Helotiales, Sclerotiniaceae. The record is from RefSeq and is a predicted model, not a curated record. Gene Ontology annotation, biological process: positive regulation of transcription by RNA polymerase II. The coding region runs from base 1 to 882 and encodes 293 amino acids. The transcript has 2 exons. Gene Ontology annotation, molecular function: zinc ion binding; DNA-binding transcription factor activity, RNA polymerase II-specific; transcription cis-regulatory region binding.
AUGAAUGGUUUACUCCGAAGCAAAACUGGUUGUUGGACCUGUCGUUUGCGCAAGAAGAAGUGUGAUGAACGAAAACCAUCACCAUGUUUAUUAUGUGAAUCUUUAGCGAUAACAUGCUAUGGGUAUGGAGCAAAACCGGAAUGGAUGGAUAAUGGGAUAAAGGAGAAAGAAAUGGCGAAUAGUAUCAAACAAAUCGUCAAGCACACAUCACGUCGAAAAAGUCGGCCAGUUGUGUUGGACACAGGUCAGAAUAAUGGCGAGAGUAGAGAGUCUUCAGCCAUCAAUCUCGCACAGAGGCCCUUGACUCUGUUCUCCAAAGAAAGCCACACUGUUAGUGAAGAUGGGGUUUACCAGAAGACAUCUUCAGAGUCUUCUCCUGCUCAUUCAGCACAUACCACAUCAGUUGAUGCUUCCAUGGCCCCAAUUCCAGACAACGGAAAAACUCUUCUGGGAACACUACCGGCUGCUGCUGGUGAAGCCGCUUUACUCAUGCAUUUCUUGGAUAAUGUCUUUCCACUGCAGUACCCAAUCUAUAAGCCUGAAGUGGCCGAAGGAGGACGAGGAUGGUUACUUUCGCUUCUGUUGAAAACCAAACCAUUAUAUCAUGCAUCGAUUGGUCUCAGUGCCUAUCAUCGCGGUGUUGUCCUUCGUGAAAAAAGUUAUGGUGGGUGUACAAAACCUAGUAUCGCUGAACAAGAGGGCCACCUUGCGAUUUGCUUGAAUGAGUUUCAGAAUGCAAUCAGAUCAGCUCAUGAUAGUAGCGAUUGUAGCUCGGCUGUUCCUGAAAGUAGCCUUGGAAUCAUGGCUUGUGUUGUUCAACUCAUCUUUUUCGAGGCAAGUUCCUUCUUUUAUGUAGUGCAUAGUUUAGUCAAGCUUUACUGA